Messenger RNA from Pomacea canaliculata, 2204 nucleotides. RefSeq names its product caspase-2-like. Lineage: Eukaryota; Metazoa; Mollusca; Gastropoda; Architaenioglossa; Ampullariidae. The transcript has 9 exons. The record is from RefSeq and is a predicted model, not a curated record. Gene Ontology annotation, molecular function: cysteine-type endopeptidase activity. The coding region runs from base 122 to 1435 and encodes 437 amino acids. Gene Ontology annotation, biological process: regulation of apoptotic process; proteolysis.
ACAGUGUUGUUGUGUACAGAUGAAUUUGAUGAAGGCCAAGGAUUGACCCCGCCCCUGACCCCUCCUGACAAGGGAGAGCACUCAGUGGUUGUCGUCGGCUUGUUGCUGUCGAGGCUUCAGAAUGGAUGAAAGAAUGCGUGAAACGCUACGCGUGAGUCGCGUAUUUUUACUGGACAAUGUCGUCAUGAAGGAUUUGAUGGACUACAUGAUUGAACAAGAUAUCUUCUCUGAUGCAAUGAGAGAAAGGAUCAUGGCUGGUCAGACUAACAGAGAGCAGAUUAGAAAAAUGCUGGAUGAACUGGCUAGACGACCACAUGGCUGUUUUGAAAAGUUCAUUGUUGCACUACGAAAAUCAUCUCAAGAACACUGUGCAGACUUUGUGCAAUCUAUUUAUAGUAAAAACAUACUGUCACAGGACCCAAGCAUACAUGCAACAAUGUCCUCCCCCAUACAAGCAUCUUCAGAUGUUGAGACGAGUAGUUCAAGUCAGAAACCAUCUUAUUCUUUACAAUACAGAGGGAAUAAUCCUGAAGUUACAAACUAUCUCAUUGCUGGACCAUGUGCUGCCCUGCCUGAUAUUAUCAUGGAGGAACCUGAAUCGUUCAAAGCACCAGUGCAGGAAAGCACAUUUAGACAAGAUCUUUCAAGUAAAGAUGAGUAUCCAAUGGACACGAAACCUCGGGGACUUGCUCUUGUGAUUAAUGUGGAGAAGUUUGCAAAUAUGUCCAGACGUGAAGGCAGUGUAACAGAUAUGAACCAGCUUCAUGAUCUCUUGAAUUAUCUUGGAAUAAAGGCUUGUUACAAAACAAACUGCACAGCAGAUGAAAUACAUGAGUACUUAAAAGCAUUCUCAAAACAUGAGGAACUUAAAAACGUGAGUUGCUUGGUGGUAGCUGUGUUAUCUCAUGGAGGAAAGGAUGGUAUUAUAUAUGGAAGUGAUGGAAACACAUUGAAAGAUGAUGACAUUCGCAGCUAUUUCAGCAUUACUGAAUGCCCACUGAUGGAAAACAAACCAAAACUCAUCCUUAUCCAGGCUUGUCGAGGAGAUCAGGAAGACCGUGUGUCACAACCAACCAGUAUUUCCGGUAGCUCACUGAAACGAGAACUGGGUCCCAGCCUAGACAGCAAUGCAAGCAACAGUAGUCAACGCAGAGCUGACUUGUCCGACAUCUGUCUUAUUCAUUCAACUGUGUCGGGUUAUGUCUCUUAUCGCCACAUCAGAGAUGGUAGCCCUUUCAUCGGUGUAUUUUGUCAGCAGAUGAAGCUACAUGCAGCUAACGAGCACCUUACUGACAUCAUGAUCAAGGUGAAUAAUGUCUUGGCAACAAGUGAACUACAAUGUGAGGUACGGACCCUUGCCAGCAGCACAAACACUCUGACCAGGAAAUGGUACUUCAGGCCAUCUGAUGGUUUUGCACCUUUUCUCUCUCAGUGAUGUGCUUUGACUUACUCCUUUGUCCAAAAGGUUUCCUAGGCAGGUGUGCAGCUAUAGUCUUCUAGUCUAAAUAUGUGUGUAAAAUUCAUGCAGUUUAAUACAGGAUUUAUUGUUCAGAGCUCAGCAUUUAUGGUGGCUAUAUUCCAUGGGAUGUGUACAAUGCCACUGAAAGAUUAAAAGACAAGAAACUGCAGUGUGUCAAGAUAUCUGUAACAGACAAUAAAUGCCUAAACUUUAUGUGGGCAGAUACUAAUCUGUACUAGAAUGGUAUGUUACUGGAAUAAAGCACAUUGUGUAAAAACAAGACUAAAUAAGGGUAGAAACUGGUAAUCGGUUACCUAGCCUCGUGGUCAUAGGGAGUGAAAUGAAAUUGAUGUCCCUAUAUGAAAAUAUGAAAAACAUGACACUUUCCAGCCUCUUCUCCAAAUAAUUUUAACAGAGCUAUAGAAUUUUGGGAUACAUUCAAAGUAUGUUUUAUUGACACAUGUAUAAACCACGUGAGAUUAUUGGAAAGCUGAUUCUUGGGAUGCAGAUAAAGACUGGUGGUUGGAGCAAUGUCAUCCUAACCACAGCUAUGCUACAAUUGAGCAGCAUACAUUUCCAGUUGUUGAAUUAGUUCAUGACCUCUUAGUUUCUAACACUUCACAGAACAACACUUUGUUAAUUUUGGGUUGGCUAGACAGUCACUUUUGAACCGACAUUUUUCCUUUCAGAAACUGUUGUUUUGAGAUCUGAUCUGUUUUUAUGUAAAUACAUCUGUUUGACAACA